Molecule: messenger RNA, 1092 nt
Organism: Balaenoptera ricei (Rice's whale)
Lineage: Eukaryota; Metazoa; Chordata; Mammalia; Artiodactyla; Balaenopteridae
Gene: GSG1
Product: germ cell associated 1
Cellular component (GO): plasma membrane
Source: RefSeq, a predicted model, not a curated record
AUGAGCAAUUCCUCUCAGCUGACUCAAAAUGUUUCUCUCACCCAGAAGAUGGAGCUCCCGAAGGCCGUUUCUGACCAAUGGACAUGCCUAUCUGCCUUCCUCAACAUGCUGUCACUCAGCCUCUCCACAGCACCCCUGCUCAGCAGCUACUGGUCUGUGGGCAUACAGAAGGUGCCCCAGCCCCUGUGCGGGAAAGGUCUGCCAGCCAAGCGCGUUGAUGUGCCGGUGCCCUUGCAUGGGAGCAGCGCCGACGCAUCAUCCCAGCAGGUGGCGCAAUACAGCUGGGAGACUGGGGAUGACCGCUUCACCUUCCGUGCCUUCCGGAGUGGCGUGUGGCUCUCCUGUGAGGAAAUCGUGGGAGACCCAGCACUGCUCCAACUCCAGUCCCGGAAACAAUUUAGAGCCCUGCAGGCCAGUGGUACAGCAGGAGAAAAAGGGGAGAGGUGCCGAAGUUUCCUUGAACUCACACCACCAACCGAGAGAGAGAUCCUAUGCUUAUCACUGGGAGUCCAAUUCGUCUACCUCGGACUUGAACUCAUCAGCUUCCUCCUGCUACUGAUGGACUUGCUAUUCACGGGGAACCCCGGCUGUGGCCUCAAGCUCAGCACCUUCACCGCUAUCCUCUCCGUCUUGUCAGGGCUUCUGGGGAUGGCGGGCCGUGUGAUGUAUUCACAAGUCUUCCAAGCAACGGCCAACUUGGGUCCAGUAGACUGGAGGCCCCAUGCUUGGAAUCAUGGCUGGGCCUUUUACACGGCCUGGGUUUCCUUUACCUGCUGCAUGGCAUCAGCUGUCACCACCUUCAACACAUACAGCCGGCUGGCGCUGGAGUUCAAGUGCAAGCACAGUAAGAGCUUCAGAGGAGCCCCGCCGAGCUGCCUACUGCAUCACCACCUAUGUUUCCUUCAGGAGCUGGCGUACAGCCCACCCGAGGGGCCUUUGACCAGCUACCCCCAGUACCACCAUCAGCCCGUCCGCUCUGUCUCCGGAGGAGUGGACUUCUACUCAGAGCCACACAAGGAAUUUCAACACGGGACCAGCUGGGAGCCGCAGGAAGAGGCGGCCGGGUCAUCUGCAGAGGAAGAACAGUGUUAG